This is a messenger RNA of Vicia faba (fava bean), 999 nucleotides long. The record is from the annotation of a GenBank genome assembly. NCBI's taxonomy places the organism in Eukaryota, Viridiplantae, Streptophyta, Magnoliopsida, Fabales, Fabaceae.
AUGGGUAACCACUCUCUCCUUCUCCCUCUCCUCUUCCUCCUCUCCCUCACCACCAUCUCCGCCCACAACAUCACCGAAAUCCUCUCCGACAACCCAGACUACUCCCAAUACAACAAUUUCCUCUCCCAAACCAAACUCGCCGACGAAAUCAACUCCCGCCAAACCAUCACCGUCCUAGUCCUCAACAACGCCGCAUUCUCCUCCAUCACCUCCAAACACCCCCUCUCCGUCGUCAAAAAAGUCCUCAGCCUCCUCAUCCUCCUCGACUACUUCGACAACUCCAAACUCCACCAAAUCACCAACGGCACCACUCUCUCCACCACUCUCUUCCAAACCACCGGCAACGCUCAAGGCAACAUCGGAUCCGUCAACAUCACCGACCUCAAAGGCGGCAAAGUCGGCUUCGGCUCCGCCACUCCUGGAUCCAAACUCGACUCCUCUUACACCAAAUCCAUCAAACAAAUCCCUUACAACAUCUCCGUCCUCGAAAUCUCCGCCCCUAUCAUCGCUCCCGGAAUCCUAACCGCUCCUCCUCCGUCUAGCAACCUCAACAUAACCGCUCUAAUAGAAAAAGCUGGAUGCAAAACUUUUGCCUCGUUAAUCCUAUCUAACGCCGCUAACGGCGCCGGAAAGUUUGAUUACUCAGUCUCCGUCGCCGGUGAUUCGGUUACACUUCAUACCGGCGUUGAUUCAUCCAGAAUUGCAGAUACUAUUUUGGAUGCUACUCCGCUUUCUAUUUAUUCAGUUGACAGUGUGCUUCUUCCUCCGGAGUUGUUUGCUAAGUCGCCGUCUCCUGCUCCGGCGCCGGAGCCUGCCGAUGCUCCUUCUCUGGCACCUGCUUCUGCUCCAUCUCCGGUGGCUGAUACGCCUUCUCCUUUACCUGCAUCGCCUCCGGCUCCUGUAGGUGACAGUCCAAGCGAUUCUCCAGCGGGUGCACCGUCCACUGCGGCGGAUCGUAGUAAGCUCCGGGAAAUCUGCUGGCGUUCACGUGAAAGCUAG